Paramecium pentaurelia is the source of this 1280-nucleotide messenger RNA. The record is from the annotation of a GenBank genome assembly. NCBI's taxonomy places the organism in Eukaryota, Ciliophora, Oligohymenophorea, Peniculida, Parameciidae.
AUGUCUGAUAUCGAAGAUUUAUCUAAUAAUAAUUCAUCUUAUUAGCGCUUAUAACCAGAGAGAUACAGAAACUCUUUACCUAAAUGGAGAUUAAUGCUACAUAAAAUAGAUAUUUUCUCAGCUAUUCCUACUCCAAAAACAUAUCCUGUUAGUACCAGAAGAAGCUUAAUAGGAACUUUCAUUUUUAUAUUUUUAUUUACCACGUACAUCAUAUCUAGCUUUGUUUGUAUUAAUUUAUUCAAUUUAGUUUUUAUAAUUGACAAUGUGCCAAGAUUGAAUGAGUAUUCAUAAUUGGAUGAUUCAGACUCCUUAACUGUAGGACCUGAAAUAGCAAUGCAAUUUUUAUAUGGAAAGGAUGUCUUAAAUGAAUCAAUCACAAAUACUAGCAUUUUUAGUAUCACUAUGCAGCAGGUUAUUAAAUACUUAGACCCAGCAAAAUAAGAUAAUUCCUCAACUUAAAUACCUUUAAAGAUUUGUUACAGUAGUGACAUUGAAUGGAUGCCUGAAAAUGCCUCUAAAUUAGCUUUUCUAUGUCCUGAAGUUCAACUUAAUUUAUCUGGUCAGUUAUAUAAAUCUGAAGAAUUUAUUUAUCCAAGAAUACAGAUAGAUUACUGUCCAUAUUUUCAUCCAGAGAAGAAACUACAAUGUGAAACUGAAGCAUAGAUUAGAAAAGUAUAUUCACAAUAUAUUUAUUUAGACAGUUGCAGGAGGAAGAUUGUUUCUGUAUAUUAAAAAUUAAGCACCAGAAGUUAAUUUUGUAGGCAAGAAAACUUAAGGAUUAAAAUAUUAAGUUUUUUAAUACUUUUUAGUACCAGGACUAUAUAAUCGGGCUGAAAUUGUUUUAUAAAAAUAAUUAGUAUCGAUGAGUGGUGACUAUUUAACUUAAUUUUCAACUAAACAUGAUGAAUUUUUAUUAGUUAAUAGAUAAUAUUUGUAUGUUACCAAUGUAUCCUAAAAUGAUGUUGGUAGAUAACCCACUGACAGUUUAUCAAUUUAUAAAGGAUAUUAGAUAUUUUUAAGAUUAGAUCAAGAGAUUAAAAUUAUAUAAGUUGUUAAAGAUACUAUUAUUGAUGUAAUCGCUUAAUGGGGAGCAUUUUAUGGAGUCUUAGUGGGUGCUUUUGCACUUUAUUUCCUAAAAUAUAAUUAAAACCAAUUUUAUGAAAAGAAUAAAUAAUGGUAAUUAAAUUCAUUUAUCUCAGGGCCAAUUUUGAUUAAAAUGAAGCAUUGUUUGAAAGCAAACAAUUAAAUGAAACAGAAGUAAAAUCUCCAAUAGAUUGAAA